Molecule: messenger RNA, 2738 nt
Organism: Trichogramma pretiosum
Lineage: Eukaryota; Metazoa; Arthropoda; Insecta; Hymenoptera; Trichogrammatidae
Product: ecto-NOX disulfide-thiol exchanger 2
Exons: 11
Coding region: 323-2620 (765 amino acids)
Biological process (GO): ultradian rhythm
Cellular component (GO): external side of plasma membrane; plasma membrane
Molecular function (GO): RNA binding; protein-disulfide reductase activity
Source: RefSeq, a predicted model, not a curated record
AUGGCUCUGUGCAUAUAUAUAUAUAUACGAAUAUAUACAAACAUUCGAGUCGAUCUGUCUAGUGUCUAGUAGUCUCUGCGCGGCGGAGCUCUGCCUCGGGUUGUUCGAGUCGCAGUCGACUCGCGAGACCCCUCAACGCACAGCCCAUGUAUAUAAUUACCGCGUAGACCAUCUCUCUCGCGUGAGCGUCACUUGCAAUUAUGCACAAUAAUGAUUUAAUGAAUUCGCUCGUUACGACGACAGUUAUUACCGAAUAUCUCUGAGCAGAGGCUGUGGCUUGUAAUAAAAAAUAUUGAGAAGCCUGCGCAACAAUUGUACAAAGAUGGCUUAUAAUUUUCCUGGUAUGCCACCACUGGGCAUAGGACCAGUAAGUCAUUUGACAACAAUUCCUGGAACUCAAAGUUUCAUAGAUUUGUCUAGUCAAGGCUUUUCAACGCUUCCACCUCAAAUCACAUUACCAGGAAUGAAUGAUGCUUCAAUAGAAUUCAUUGCAAAUAAACAUCAAUCUCAAAUCAUCAGAGAGAAUUCUGAUGGCAUUGAGAGGAGAAAUGACAAAAAUGAUGCUAGAAGAGAUAGAGAAAAAGACAAUCGUGAUAUUGGAAGAAGAUCUAAAAACGAUCGUGAUAGACGAGAACGAGACAGAGAUUGGAGGGAAGAAAGAGUGGAUAGGGAACAUAGAGAUGAUAAAAAGUCUGAUGAUCGAGAGCUUUCAUCAAACAGUAUUCAUAAUGGACAUAAUAAUCAAAUGAGCGUUACAUCAAAUACUCCUGUUAGUAAUUCCUCUGGAAUGAAUCCAUCUAUAAAUCCUUCAACACAAGGAGUUUGGGGAAUGGGUAUUGGAUAUCCAGUGAUUGGAAUGGGUUCAAUGGGAUCCGUUGGAUCAAUAAUAGGAGAUAUGUCUCUUAGACCCCAUAUUAGUCAUCCUCAUCCUUAUGGAACCAUUGGAAUGAGUUUAAUUCCUCAUGAAGGCAAUAUGAUGAAUUCAUCAAUUUUAGGUUCCGAACAAAUUAUGAAUGAAAUAUCUAGUCAAAUGAAUACUGGUCCAAUGUCUUCAUCUACAGUAUCACAGGGUACCAAAGAAAUAAUCCAAUGUAAAAGUUGUACUUUAUUUCCUCCUAAUCCUAACGCUCCACCCCCCACAACGAGAGAAAGACCCCCAGGUUGUAGGACAGUUUUUGUUGGAGGUUUACCAGAGAACAUCACAGAAAAUAUUAUUCAAGAAAUAUUUGAACGCUGUGGUGAAAUUACAACUUUGAGACUCUCUAAAAAAAAUUUUUGUCACAUUCGCUUUGCAUCAGAAAGUAGUGUAGAUGCAGCCAUAUAUUUAUCUAGUUAUAGAGUAAGGAUUGGAUCUAAUGGAGAUUCUUCAAAUACUGGUAGAUUACAUGUUGAUUUUGCUCAGGCACGAGAUGAUCAAUAUGAAUGGGAGUGUAGACAAAGACAACUUCAAAGAGAACAAAGACAUAGAGAAAGAGUUGAGAAAGAAAGACAAAGGCAACCAUCUAGUCCUCCCCCUGUCAUUCACUAUACUGAUCAUGAAGCUUCAAAUGUAUGUGAAAAAAUCAAGCAAGAUGAUUCAUUUAUGAAAGCUGUACAAGUGGUCAUUACAUGGCUAGAGCGAGGAGAUUGUACAAAAAGAAAUGCCAAUACUUUCUAUUCAAUGAUUCAGUCAACAAAUUCUCACGUAAGAAGAUUAUUGACUGAAAAGUCAACUUAUGAAGAUGAACUUCAAAAAGCCAAAGAACUUUUAAAAAGCAGAAUGCAGGGAUUACUUAUUCAAUUCAGUCAAAUUGAACGAGUGUUUACUGCAGCCAGUCACAAGAAGGUUUGGGAUCAUUUCACUAAGGCUCAGCGAAAGAAUAUUGAGAUGUGGAAAAAGCAAUCAUUGGAAAUCAAAACCAUUCAACUUGAAGAAACUGCUGUAGAAGGAGAAGAUGAAAUGGAAGUAUCUGAUACAGAAGAUGAACCUCAGCGUAAAAGGGCACGAAUCAAUUUAGCAUUCCAUGAAGACACAGAGAAAUUUCAAAAUCUCAAAGAGGAAAAUGAUAGUUUACGUUGUCAAUUGGAAGCUUACAAAAAUGAGGUGGACAUAUUGAAAUCAGAAACAAAAACAGACAUUGAAGUUAAAGAAAAACAAAUAAAAAUGCUUCAACAAACACUAAAAGGUAUGCAAGAACAAUUAAUGCAGUCCAAAAAACAACAGGUUCAAGAUGAUCUGAUAAUCAAAGAUUUGACUGUUAAAUUAAGUAAUACCAAUAAAGAAGAGUCAGAUGAUAACGAAGUUAUUAUGUUAGAUAAGGAUGAUGAUGAAGUUAUAAAUGAUCAAUCAUAUAAACCUUUAGAAAUGCCAUGUAUAGUACAGAUGACACAAAAUGAUGCAAAACUUAUUGGUUUAAUUGCGACAUUUUUACACAUCCAUCCUUUUGGCGCUAGUCUUGAACAAAUAUAUUAUUAUCUUCAAAAAUUAGAACCAAAUGUAAAAAUAAAAAGAGUGGAAAGAUUAUUGAAACAAUUUUCUCAAACUUUCAAGCAAGAGGUAUAUGGAACUGGGGUAACAAGUGAAAAACGUUGGGUAUUUUCUGGUUUUGGUAUCAGUCAAAGUCAAAACAAUGUAACUUAAAAUAUUUAAAAUGUCUCAUGAACAAAGCUCUGUGAUUUUCUAGCUUUGUAUUGGUAUAAGCAGUUUAAAUCAAUUCAUGUAAUGAAUUUGUUAUAAAAUUGUUUUUAAUUAUUCAAAA